Penicillium salamii is the source of this 2433-nucleotide messenger RNA. The record is from the annotation of a GenBank genome assembly. NCBI's taxonomy places the organism in Eukaryota, Fungi, Ascomycota, Eurotiomycetes, Eurotiales, Aspergillaceae.
AUGGGAAAGAAGUCAGCUCGCCCAUCGACCAAGGUCAGCUCGGCUGCCGCCGCGUCUUCUAGUCUGGCUCAAGCGGGCAGCAAGUCUUCCAUCCUGCGAGCUGCAUUCUCUCCAUCGGAAUACCAAUUGGCUCUGUUUGCGUCCGUCAUCCAAGGUCUUGAUGGCCAACACAUCCGAGUUCACGACACCAACACCGGACGUCUACAGUGUGAGCAUGUCUUGGCGCCGAAGGAAACAGUCACCUCGCUGGACUGGGGAUACUACAACAACUCGGGCAAGGGUCGCGAUCAGUCGAAGAAGAAGCGCAAGCGUGGCUCCGACGUCAACGGGGCCCCUGAUGGUUUGGACCAAGGUGACAUCGUGGUCGCAUUCGGCACUAACACAUCGGACAUCCGCAUGUACUCGCCCUCCGAAGACAAGGUUGUCGGAACCCUGAGCGGCGCGCAUGAGAAGGGAAUCAAGGAUUUCAAGUUCACGGCCGCUCGGCCCGCCGAAGAGGCUUGGAGUGUUGGUGGUGACAACAAGCUCAUCCAGUGGGACCUGCGCACCGGAAAGAGCAUCCAGAUCAUUCACCUCCCCGCAUCCUCCGUUUUCACUACGCUCUCUCGCCCUGUUCCUUCGAACACCCCUCUGAUUUGCGCCUCUCAGACACCGUUCUUAAUAGAUACCGAGAAGGCUGACGAGCCUGUGCAAUUCCCGGCCAUGCGCAACCCUAUCCACACUGUCAUUUCGUCCUCAACCGAAUCUGCUGGCGUGGGUGCAUUCCUCGCCUCUGAUGGUGAUCGUUUCAUCAACGUCUUCGAUGCCGCUACACAGAAACUCGUUCGCAACCUUGUCACCGAGCAGGAGGUUUCUACAGUCGCGUACAGUGGCACAAUCCUUGCCGCGAUUACUGAAGAUGGUACUAUCGAACUUUUCACCAAGCCAUUUGUUCAGCCCCAGGCUGCCCCAGGAGCUACUGCCAAGACCCUCCGCAAACAAAUGACCCAAAAGGCACACGCAGCCCUCAAAAUCACGCAUAAUGAGUUCUCCAACGCCUGCGUCCCAGUUGCGGCUGUCUCUUUCCAAGGCCCGAACAUUGUGGUCGCAUACACUGAAGGUGGUGUGGUUCCUGUCUUCGAGCGCGUCCCACUCCUUGAAGACAAGACCGACGAAAUCUCUUUCACUGGCACCAAGACUGUGGUGAAGACCAAGUCUAGCUCAGCACUUGCUGCUGCCACAACAAGCGGAGCUAAAUCCGCGGGAGAAACCCGUGUCAACGAGUCUCACAUGAAUGUGGAGCAGGGAAACUUGGCUGACGAUGAUGUGGAGAUGGAGGACUCAAAAGCUGUCUCUGACUCUGACAGCGAGGAGGAUUCCGACGACGAGGACAACAAGCAAAAGGCACCGUCUGCCGAAAAGAAAACCAAGCCCGCCAAGGCCGCGGUGAAUGCUGAUGUUGAAAUGCAAAAUGCUUCCGAAUCAGAGGAGGAAGAGGAGGAAGAGGGCGCUGAGCCCUCAUUUGGCGAGCUCAUGCGCGCCAACGCAGAAGUCGACGUAGAGGCUGAGCUUGACGAUGAUGUUCUGAUGGGUGCAUUGGUUCCUGGCAAGCCCCAGGCUGCUGUUCAACAAAUCCCCACUGGCGUUUCCCUCGCCACUGUCCUCACACAAUCCCUUAAGACCAACGACAGCGGUAUGCUCGAGUCAUGCUUCCACACCGGUGAUCUUUCAAUUAUCCGCACUACCAUUCAGCGUCUUGAUUCCUCCCUGGCCGCGACCCUGCUUCAGAAGCUCGCUGAGCGUCUCGCUUCCCGCCCUGCUCGCUACGGCCACCUCCUCGUUUGGGUGCAGUGGACCUGCGUUGCCCACGGCGGUGCCUUGGCCGGUCACCCCGAUCUUCUCAAGCGCAUGGCUUCUCUUUACAAGGUGAUGGACCAGCGCUCUUCCAGCUUGCCUUCCCUCCUGCUCCUCAAGGGCAAGCUCGACAUGCUCGACGCCCAGUUGAGCCUGCGCCAAUCCGUCCGUGGUGGUGACCAGGACAUGGACAGCGAAGACGAGGAGAAUGUUAUCUACGUCGAGGGCCAGGAUGACCUCGAGGAUAGUGAGACUGAGGCUAAGACACCCCGGAAGUCAAUACGCGACCAGGCGUACGAUGAGGAUGAGUCAAUGCUGAUUGGUGUUGGUGAGUCCGAGGACGAGGAUGACAGCGAUGACGAGGAUGCCGAUGAGGAGCCUAUUCUGGACAUCGAGGCCGCUGAAUCCGUUGGCUCUUCCGAUGCCGAGGAGUCACUGGAGGAGAAUGAAGAUGAUGAUGACGACGAGGCCGAAAGUGACGGCUCAAUGGUCGACUUCAUUGCUGACACGGAAGAUGAGUCUGACGAUGGUGCUCAACAGCAGCCCCCGCCAUCAAAGAAGAGCAAGACUGUCAAGAAGGGCAAGGGUGGACGGAAAUGA